CAGUUCGCAUUAUUUAAUAACACGGGUACGGAACACACUCGAAAAAUAACACGAUUUACACGCGAAAAAGCAUAGGAAGUGUUUCAGCCGUAGCAACUCAUUUUUGUACCAUUUAGAAGAAGUUUGCUAAAAGGGUUGGGACGGGAAAAAGCGUGAGCGGAUGUGAAUCAGAGAUAAUAGGAGCUCCAAGAAAAUAUGUAUUCCUGUCUUAUUGAACUCGGAUUAUCGCAAACAAUACAGGACACUAGAUUUGUUUCCCUUGGCCUGUGAUUGGACGUGGUCGAGUAACAAAUGUACUUCUGAUUGUUUGGAGGUGCGGGGUCUCUUUUUCACGGCUCGCUUGACCCAUUAGAGAACUGUGGUUUUGCUACCAUUCGCAAGGCCGAUACAAACAACAAACCGCCGAUUUGGAGCCCACACUGUCCCUCCGUGUGAAAAUCCGGAUUUGGUGUCUUCACAUUUCAAAGAAAUUAAUAUUGGAUUCCAAUGGCCACAGCAAAGUCUCCCAUGCUUGCAUAAUUGUGGAUUGUAUUUUACCUGAAGGGAUUUAGCAGAUUCUCCGGAAUGCCGAGAUUUGGGUCCAAAGAGAAAAACACUGCUGAGAAUACGAAGCGAAUCCUACCGAAUUUCAGAGCAAGUAAAUUCAAGGCGAAACUUGAGGGGACUAAAAUCAAGGGAACUUUAAAGUGUUUGACAUGGGUGAAGAAAAAAAUCAAGAAAAAAGGAGCUAUUUUUCCUUUGUUUAUGAUUUUGGUCAACACGAUAUAUCUAGCAAUUGGUGGAAUAAUUUUUAUGAGUUUAGAAAGAUCACCAAAAGCGAAAAUCGACACUUCAAAAGACUUAAUAGAAAUUUUCAGUGUUCUUAAGCGUUCCUACAUAGGGAACUUAUCAUUCCCAGAUAAUGUAUCAAGCCUCGAUAUGGUGGGCAACCUAACUACCGCUGACCUUCAUAGAUUCGAAAAACUUCUAAGCAAGAUUCACGUAUCGCGGGCGCUAUCAGCAAAACCGCAAUGGAACAUACUGAAUUCUAUUUAUUUCUGUAUGACUGUCACUACUACCAUAGGCUAUGGCAGUCUCGCGCCAGUCACGGUCGCGGGGAGGGUUAUCUGCGUGAUUUACGCUCUAUUGGGAAUACCGCUGACCCUAGCAUUGCUGGCAGUAGUGGGUAAAAUCGUCGGAGAUUACAUCAACGACACAUGCGCACUCGUGCUCAAGUGGUUCCGCCACUUGUACCCAGACUACGAGUACGAAAACAUGAACCAAAACCAGGAGCUGGGCGAUGGGCAGAUAGACGCGCCCCUUUGGCUAGGGCUGCUGAUUCUGUUUAUCUUCACUACCAUCACCGCCGGGCUGUGCUGUUGGAUGGAAGGAUGGGAUUUCGGAACUUCUUUCUAUUUCCAGUUUGUCACCUACUUGACGAUAGGCUUUGGUGACGUAGUGCCUACUAGCGAAAAGUACACAUUUGUCUACAUCCUCUUGACCCUGCUCGGCCUCUCUGUGUUAUCUGUGACUUUGAGCCUCAUCGCUACCAACCUACAUCACCAAGUACAGAAAGCCAACUUCCUGGAGAAGCUAAAACAGCGAGAUAUUAGCACGACAGCCUCCGUGGCCUCCGGCGAGGAGUCUGGGGACGAGGAGUAUGACAGUACUCGGAGAAGGUCUGGGUAUCAGUCAGACGAGGACAGCGAACACUUCGCAGAAGAUGCCACGAAAUAUUACGGAGCUUACGGCGACAGUGGGGGGACAAGCUAAGAUGGCUAUUAAACGAUAUACUUGGGGGUAUUCCUAGCUUGGGGGAAUACUGUGACAUAGCUCAAAGAGAUACUCGGCGAUGUCAUUACUGUUAUGUGGAAAUCGCGUAUCAACUCAAU
This is a messenger RNA of Nematostella vectensis (starlet sea anemone), 1871 nucleotides long. RefSeq names its product potassium channel subfamily K member 18. Gene Ontology annotation, biological process: potassium ion transmembrane transport; stabilization of membrane potential. The transcript has 6 exons. NCBI's taxonomy places the organism in Eukaryota, Metazoa, Cnidaria, Anthozoa, Actiniaria, Edwardsiidae. Gene Ontology annotation, cellular component: membrane. Gene Ontology annotation, molecular function: potassium ion leak channel activity. Bases 565 to 1752 code for a protein of 395 amino acids. The record is from RefSeq and is a predicted model, not a curated record.